This is a messenger RNA of Lactuca virosa, 2161 nucleotides long. NCBI's taxonomy places the organism in Eukaryota, Viridiplantae, Streptophyta, Magnoliopsida, Asterales, Asteraceae. The record is from the annotation of a GenBank genome assembly.
AUUCUUUUAGACGAAUUUGAAAACAAGAGCCACAAACUGCAAGCAACAACAAGAUGCAACAAUAAAGAAUGUUUUAAUUGAAGGUUGAAGAGGAAGAAGAAGAGUUUAGGUUCACCAACUGGUGGUUAGGGUUCCACAAUCCCCAAUUUUCAAGCAAUCAUUUCUUAGCCACUACUAAUCAAACCACCCAAUUUAAGCAACACCCAUUUCGAUUCCCACCCUUUGUCAAUAAACCCACAAUUCCUUUCUUCCAAUCAUUCUACAUUUUAAUUUGAGUUUGAAUCUUGUCCCCACGUGAUGAGAAUGGUAGGUUUGCUUCUUUCAUAAUUAAUAAUCAAUCUUACUGUUGUCGUGUUGUAUUAUGUAAUUAAUGAAUCGGGUGUUUCUUCAACUAUAGAAACUUGUGAUUCAUUUGCUUCUUUUCUUAUCCAAUCAUUACAACCUUCAUUCAUUGUUUUGUUCUGGGGGAUGGUCAUUGUUCAAUGAUUAGGAGGGUUGGAAGAAUUUAUUUCUGCUGCUUUGGUUCUGUCUUCAUCUUUGCUCCACUUCAUAGGUAUUACCACCAACUUCUAAAGGGAUUAUCCACCAGCCAUUGAAAUCAGAGAUGGCUACUUAUUAUCCAAGUUCCUAUCUUUCGACCCAACAACAACUUGAUUCUUAUCAAGAAUCGCCUUGUCCUCCAAUCGAUAUAAUGUACCAAAAUCAUAACUCAACAGAUGCCUCUUUCUUGGAGCUUUUGACUACUAAUCCGCAGUCAAACCCCCAAAAUCUUUCGAGAGUUGAAAAUCAUCAAAACUUGCAAUAUCAAGAAUUGUCCCUCAGUCUUGGAAUGCAAAUAACUUCUUCCAUGGAUUUGCCUUCGUUCCAAUACAAUUACUUGAAUCCCCAUCCUCAAGAUUCAAGUGGCCAUGGCGCUCGAAGCAAUAAAAUGGAGAACAUUGACUAUUUGUCAUUCGAUAGGGCUGUGAACAAUCAAAUUCCAUCUGGGGUUGUGGCAAGAAUUUAUAGUUCAAGAUAUCUGAAACCAUCACAGGAGUUGCUUGAAGAAGUAGCGAAUCUUCAUGAAGCUAUGAAGCAAUUAAAGAUGAACAAACGUAAUAAUGUUCAGAAGAUUGGGGUUGAUAGGUACGAUGAAAAUGGUUCAAGAAUUGACUUUCAAUCAGUUCCUCUUGACUCAGCCACCAGUUCCUCUGGUGAGCUUUCGGUUUCUGAGAAACAGGACCUUCAGAACAAGAUUGUGAAACUCUUUUCGUUAUUAGAUGAGGUAGAUAGGAAAUACAGAGAAUACUGUCAACAAUUACGAAUCAUUGAGGGAUCAUUAGAUAUGGUGGCUGGUUGUGGAGCUGCAAGAUCAUACACUGCACUUGCUCAUCAAACAAUAUCGCGACACUUUCGUUGUUUGCGUGAUGGAAUUAACGACCAAAUUCAGGCGACCCGUCAAAGGCUCGGAGAGCAAGAUGAUUCAUCAGAAAGAGUUCUACCGCGUCUCCGUAAUGUGGAAAAGCAACUCAGACAACAAAGAAACCUUCAUCCGCUUGGCGCGAUGCGCCAUUCUUGGAGACCACAACGUGGUUUGCCUGAAGGCUCCGUCUCAAUCCUUCGUGCUUGGCUGUUUGAGCAUUUUCUGAAUCCUUACCCGAAAGAUUCAGAGAAGAUCAUGCUAGCAAGACAGACGGGCCUUACCAGAAGCCAGAUUGCAAAUUGGUUUAUCAAUGCAAGAGUGCGUCUUUGGAAACCAAUGGUUGAAGACAUGUAUAAAGAAGAAUUCAAUGAUCAAGAUGUCAACUGUAGAUCUUCACCAAAAAACGCACAUAAACCAGCAAUAGAUCAGCUGCCUCCUUCAGAUGACAAAGAUAAAGAGUUGCAGAGAAAUAUGAGUUCUAUGCCUGUUCAUAAUGUCCAAUCUAGCGACUCUAAUCAAGAAUAUGUUAAUGAUUUGGCAGACCAAUACAGGUUUGAUGAUCCUCAAUUGUUGACUGAUUUCGUGGUGUAAUGAAAAAGUGGGGAAAUAUACAGGUACAUGAACACGUACAGAUAUGGGUUCUUGGUUGGAAUUUGUGAAUAUGGGUGGUGUUUUUGUUGUACGUAUAACAAAAAGUUUUGUUCGAAGCAUAGCUUCUUUGUAAAGAUAUACUUAACAUUCUGUCUAUGUAAUAAAGCA